CGUCCAGCAACGCCCACCCUCUAACGCCAUCCUCCUAACGCACCGUCUAUAGCUGCUCAACCUACACGACUGAUACGACCAAGAACCACUACGCUUUGAUAGCGUCAGACCACAUAGCUGUUCUUUGUUCACAUCAACACCCCUUCUGGUCUAGCAUUCUGGUGGCAUCACGAGCCCAUGGCGCACGCGCAGAAGCCUUCCGUGGACAGCGAGAUCCACGAACUCAACGCCGAGGCUGACUUCCUCGAGGCGAAGACGACCAUUGUCCCGCACGGCGUGAACGGCGAGGACACGAAGCUCCAGGCCCACAACUCCGAUCCUGACGCACAAGCCAUGGUCAUCGAGUCGCUCCGCGCCCAAGUUCAGGACCUCUUCUCGCAAGUGACACAGCUCAACAACAAGCUUGUGCGGUCCUACGACCGCGUCUCGGAUCUCGAGGAUGAGUUGCACGUUACUUCGUCGAACCUUCGCCAAACCACGCUGAAGAUCUCGCAACUCGAACUGGAGCGCACGCAACAUCUGUCCGCGUUGAGCACAGGUCUACUUGUGGAGAAAUCGCAUGUCACGACGGAACUCAACCGUCUCAUGGAGAGAGCAACAGAGGAGGCUGCGCGGCGGGGACAGGCAGAGUCCGCGCGGCAUGAGAUCGAGCAGGAGCUGGACGACCUCAGUGCGGGCUUAUUCAACCAAGCCAACACCAUGGUUGCUGAGGCGCGUAUGGCGGCGGCGCGGAGUGCCCGUAAACUCGAAGAGACCGAGACGGCACUCCGGGGAGCCGAAGAGAUCGUCGGCGUGCUGCAGGCGCAAAUGCAGGCUCUCCAGGCGGAGAAGGAGCAGGCGGACGUGCGGGUGGAGGAAAUGCGCGGGCGGAUGGGCAAAGGCAAGUGGGUCGAUCGCUCACCAGACGGCGGUCGCCCGCAUCGUCCACGCCUUCUGUCAACGCACGUUCCAUACCACGAAUUCCUUGUCUUCAUUUCUCACCUCCGAGCUAUUCGUCCGGCAUCAGCGCAACCGCCCGCCAUGUCCACCCUUCUUCCGCUACCGCUGCUCGCGCGUCUCGUUGCAGAGGACUCAGAUCCGACUGUUCGGCUGGACUUGGCACCUUCGCUCAACUGGCUGUCGAGGCGGUCCGUCCUUGCAGCUAUCCACAACGGGCAGCUCACAGUGGAGCCUAUGCAAUUUGCGACCCUUUUGGAAGAGCUCGCACCGCCCAGUAUACCCGCCAGCUCCCAUAAUACCCACAUCGUUUGCGCCCUCUGCGGCAUCCCAAUCUACAGCAACAGCUCUGAUUCUCCAGCGACCACACCCACCACCCCAAAUGCUGCUCGUUCGGGCUCACAGAGCGCUUCCUGGUCGACGGCUUUGUUCAAGAACGUCCGUGCAGGGGACAUCACCCUUCCCACUUCGUUCACUGGCAACGGCCGUCACUCCGCUCAGUUCGCCCUAACAAGUUCCGAGCCUCCCUCGCAGGUGUACAUUUUCCGCCUCGAAGGGACAUCAUCGGGGCUCCCAGUCUCUCUACCCCUCUCAACACAACCACCCGGUACGCCGACUCGUCAAUCCACCAUUUACCCGCUGUGCACGUCAGGGUGGUGUUUGGCGCGCUUGCGUAUGACAUGUUCCCUAUGGGCAUUCGUCCGAACCGGUAUCGUUGAGAAGGUCUGGGAGGAGCCCCCCUUUACGGAUCGCCCGAACCCCGCCCAGCUCGCCAUGAACGGUGCCGACAAGAAACACGACGGCACGAAUGGCGUUGGGCCUGCUCCCGCCAUUCCUCCGCGCCGGUCAAAGAUAGGCCUGGGAUCGAUUUGGGGUUCGAUGCAGCGUAGCCUGAGCGGGACGCGCGAACCGGAGAAGGACGCUGCGAAGCCGAGGGAGCCGCCGAAGGACGAUGUGCGGCCAAAGCUUCCCCCAAGAGACCCGUCGCGCAAGAGCCUGCCGCCUCCGCCGCCCGUACAUCCUUCCAUCGCGUCGCAUGCGCCCACGAAGUCGGUCGGGGGACAAGUCCAUUCCGUGCCGCCACCGCCGCUCCCGAGGCGGAACAAGGGACGCGAUACGACGCCUGCCGUCCCCGAGCCUGAGCUUAAAUUGGCUGAGGCAGAAGCCCCGAACGGCCAGGCACAGCCCGUGGACGAGGCUCCCGCAGCUGAGCCUCGGGCGAGCACCGAGGAGCAACCCAAGGAGGCACCAGUACCUCCCACAACAGAGCUUCUUGUCCCUCCUACACAAGUCUCCCGCACGGAGUCGCAAGACUCAUUCACGACGCCCACCGAAGAGCUCGCGCCACCGUUCUCCGUUUCUCCCGCCCCCACGGCCGUACCUCUUCCGCCCUCCCAAGCUCCGUCACCCGAGCCUCAAGAGACAGAACAACCACCCUCGGAAACAGCGGAAACCGGCACCCCGUCGGAGGCAACCCCCGCGCCCACACCUGCACCUGCGGUUCCGCCUACAGUCACAGAUGACAAGCCGCCCUCGCGCACCGCGUCCCCCGUACCCCCACCUCUCCCUCGGAGAGCUGCUGCGCGUGCGCGCCCGUCGUCCGUGAGCGUCCCGCAGGCCGCAGAGGAGGCGAAAGCCGCUUCCGCAGAGCCUGCGGCGCAGGCGUCGGAGGGCGAAGCGGCAGUCGAGAACGGUGCCGACGCGUCUGUACCUGCGGAGGGUGCUGCGCAGACCGAGCUGUCGGUUCCAGUAACGGAGGAGCCAGAGCCCAUCGCGUCUGAGUCCGAGGCAGUGGAGCCUCCCGCCCAGGCCGACGUCCCAGUGGUGUCUGCGGACGCGAAGAGCGAGGAGAAGCACGAGCCCCAGGUGAACGGAGACAGCGUGCCCCCCGCACCGGAGUCGGACGCGAAGGACGAGCCUGUGGAGGCGGAGGAGGCGGAGAAGGAGAAGGAGGACGAGGGCCAGUACGUGGGCGAUGCGACUUGGGAGGAGCGCACGUACAAGGAGCUCGUGCGUCUGCGCGAGGAGAUGUUCUGGGCGCGCGUCGGCGCGGUCGUGCACUGAUGUGCGCGCGGUCGAAAACUGGUUGCCGGGUGGCGAGGGCGGGGGGCGUUGUGAUACCCAGUCUAUGGUGGUGGCAGCGGUGGUGUUCAGUGGGUGAUUGUUUCGGUGGGUGAUCUUAUGCGCAGGUGGUAGAUGAGCGGGUUGGACGAGGGCAUCUAAUAUGUCGCUUAUGCUAGUAUUACUGUUGUACGGAGUCCGGACAGCAUGCAUAUAAUCUAAACGGACUGUCUUCAUGUCACACUCUAUCGUAGAAGCUGCACCAAAUUCUGAACUUACGAUGAUU
Messenger RNA from Trametes versicolor FP-101664 SS1, 3283 nucleotides. RefSeq lists its product as uncharacterized. Gene Ontology annotation, molecular function: guanyl-nucleotide exchange factor activity. Lineage: Eukaryota; Fungi; Basidiomycota; Agaricomycetes; Polyporales; Polyporaceae. The record is from RefSeq and is a predicted model, not a curated record. The coding region runs from base 178 to 3000 and encodes 940 amino acids. Gene Ontology annotation, biological process: exocytosis. The transcript is spliced from 2 exons. Gene Ontology annotation, cellular component: Golgi to plasma membrane transport vesicle; cell tip.